GUAAGCGUAUGUCCUUCUCCAAAAUCUCGCUUUCGAGGGUGGGGAGAGAGUAGAAGAGAAAUAUCAAAUUUCCCUUCAAAAGCCUCUCCUCUCUUUGUUCAAGUUUUUUUCCUUGGAUGUGCAUGUUUCUUGUGGAACAAGGCAGUUCUGUUUUUAAGUAAAAUUCAUGGCGACGGAUUCGUUCAUCAAGUUAAAUCCAAUUUCCUUUAACCGUGCCCGCUUCGACCUCCGAGAUUUUGCUGGCAUAAGUCCUAAAAGCAUCUCUUCUCUGUGUUGCAUUAGCCCAAGAUUGAUAUCUUGCAACCAUUUCAGCCCGAGAACAUUGAUAUCCGGCGAGAAUGGUAACAUAUUGUUUUCCAAGAAAAAGAUCCCCGCGUUUGUCCGAUGUCAGACAAGUCUUGGGAUCGGAAGGAACCAAAAAUGGUGGGAGAAGGAAUUGAAACCGAACAUGAAGUCGGUUACAUCACCGCAAGAUCUUGUCGUCUCUUUACGUAACGCUGGAGAUAAACUUGUCGUUGUUGAUUUCUUCUCGCCUAGUUGUGGUGGCUGCAAAGCUCUUCAUCCCAAGAUAUGUAAAAUUGCAGAGAAGAAUCCGGAAGUAGAGUUUCUACAAGUGAAUUAUGAAGAACAUAGAAGUUUAUGUCAAAGUCUUAACAUUCAUGUUCUUCCCUUCUUCCGCUUCUAUCGUGGUUCCUCUGGCCGCGUUUGCAGCUUCAGUUGUACUAAUGCCACGAUAAGGAAAUUCAAGGAAGCGUUGGAGAAGCAUGGGAGGGAGCAAUGUAGCAUUGGAGAAACAAAGGGGCUUGAGGAGAAAGAACUUGUCGCCAUGGCUGCAAAUAAAGACUUGUCAUUCGAUUAUAAACCCACAUCGUGUGGAAAUAUCCAAGAGCAAAAAAAGAAAGAAAUAUUUCUCCCGAAAUCUCCAACUUUUAAUAAACAAAAAGAAGUAGAACAUUCUCUACUACUAGUUAGUCCUGCUCCUGCAUGAAUGGUCUAGCAUUGCUGUUACCAUUUGCUUGUGUGAUUCAAUAUAGAGUAGUCAUAUGCAUAUGUGUAUAAUGUUAAUUGUAAAUGCAGGUUCAUUUGGGGGGUAUAAUUGUGUUAAAGUUUCUUGUUUAAUUAUGUAAGGUGAGAUAGACUCGUAUUUAUAUUUUAAUCUCAUUAUCGAAAAUAAAAUAAUGUAUGUUGUCAUGUUGUUUGAAAGAAAAGAGUAGUGUAACACUAACACAUGGCCAAACUAUACGUGUCGAAGUUACAUGAAAUUGUGAGAUGUGAUAAUUUUCAAACAAAGUUUCAAUAAGAAGUCAC
This is a messenger RNA of Arabidopsis thaliana (thale cress), 1308 nucleotides long. It is a transcript of the gene ACHT3, whose product is annotated as atypical CYS HIS rich thioredoxin 3. Bases 167 to 988 code for a protein of 273 amino acids. The transcript has 4 exons. The record is from RefSeq and is marked reviewed. Gene Ontology annotation, cellular component: chloroplast. NCBI's taxonomy places the organism in Eukaryota, Viridiplantae, Streptophyta, Magnoliopsida, Brassicales, Brassicaceae.